AUGACCGACAAUGGAGAGAUGGAAGAAACACCGUUUGGCCUCAUGUCAUUAUAUGACCUGUUAACUCCAGAGAUUCCCGAGCUGGCGUACACGCCCACUAAAGUUGAUAUUAGGGAGGCUCGGAGCUUGCCAUGCCAAUUUCGUCCUAUGGAAAUAUUCCCUAGUCCUACUAUCAUGGACCAAGUCGACUACAACCCAGGGCGAGUGUUCCCAAUCCCUCAUGAACCGUUGCAUCUGCUCAACAAGAAGGUGCUGGAUGACUCACUUGAGUGGUUCUACCAGGUUAUUGUCAAGGGCACAGUAAUGGCAAAGGGGAACAACUACAAGCAUCUUCACUGGGAGAAGGCCGUUUCGGGAAACCUCGUUUGGAGGCUGAAGUUUGUUGACUGUGUUCUUAUGACUUCAAAGCCACAAAACAAGAAAAACUGGGAAUCAUUAUACCUUACACAAACCCAGAAAAUGAUAAAGACACAUCAUGAUUCGGAGAGGAACCUUUACAAAUGA
Penicillium diatomitis is the source of this 504-nucleotide messenger RNA. RefSeq lists its product as uncharacterized. The transcript has a single exon. The record is from RefSeq and is a predicted model, not a curated record. Bases 1 to 504 code for a protein of 167 amino acids. NCBI's taxonomy places the organism in Eukaryota, Fungi, Ascomycota, Eurotiomycetes, Eurotiales, Aspergillaceae.